Molecule: messenger RNA, 1576 nt
Organism: Passer domesticus (house sparrow)
Lineage: Eukaryota; Metazoa; Chordata; Aves; Passeriformes; Passeridae
Exons: 7
Coding region: 456-1409 (317 amino acids)
Cellular component (GO): cytoplasm
Source: RefSeq, a predicted model, not a curated record
UCCAGAGUGCUCGGAGCUCGCAACGGGACAGGACGAGACGGAGCAGUGCUGUGAGGAGCCCCUGCACAGCACACUCAUUCGUGUCUGACCUGGAGCCUUUCCGAGGUGUUAUUCCUGCAGCUGACCUCGAGGCCAGACCACAGGACUUGGUGACCUGUGGCCUUCCUGAGGCUUCUCUCCUGCAGGUACCCUCGAGGGCAGACCGUGGGCCUUGGUGCCCCGGAGGCAUCUCCCAUCCUGCCGCCAGUGCCCUCGAGGCCAGAUCACCAUCCUUGACAGGACUCUCCUGCCCUUGUGGCAGGAGCCCUCCAGAGCAGAGUGCAGGACGUGCUGUCCUGUAGCCCUCCUGAGGCUUCGCUCUUGAAGGUGCCUUCCAGGCACGACUGCAGGACUUGCUGACUCGGAGCUUUUCCGAGGCACCUCUCCUGCAAGCAGCCACAAAUCCAGUCAGAGACAUGGAGCAGAGACCCAAGCUGGCCUGGGUGGAGGAAGAGGAAGAAGGCCCUGGAGCUGCCCCAGCACAGGAGAUGGAAGAGGUGGUGCUGUUCAAGCCACUGCAGGAGAAUGCAGCCGUGGAGCGCACACAAGAGCAGCAGUCCAGCCGUGGCCUCUUCCACAGAACAGCACAGCUGGUUUGCAAAUUAAUCAGGAGAAUUCGGGAGGAAGAGACCAGCACCGUGGGCACUGGGCUCAGAGCAUACUCGCACAUCUUCAAAACCAAGACCAGUGCUGCCCUGCUGGAUAUGCUGGUAGAGGAGGGCUUUUGCAAUCCAAAGCAAGUGCCCGCCAUGGUCAGGUACAUCCACCAGUGGCUCACGGCCAAUCAGUUUGCUGAGCACAGGCUGAACAGGACCCUGCUGGAUCUCACCGAAGCACAGCCCGCUGACGUACUGGUGACGCUCCUGCGUGUGGCCCCAUCCUGUGACAGAGCUGCUCUGACCAUGUGGAAGAGCAUCAUGUGCUCGCCCAGGACUGCGGAGCCUGCGCUGCUGAUACUCCUGGAUGUGCUGGGGAGCUGGCCCGAGCACAGCAUGUGCACCUCCGAUGGGGACAAAACGGGUGUCUUGGUCCUGGCUGCCACUGUGGUGAUGUGGAAGAUCCUCCAGGUUCCCUGUGUCCCACACGUGGUGACGGUGUAUUUCCCCCGCCUCUUUGUGCAUCUGCUCUUCCAAGUGUUCUCCACCACUCUGGAUAUGCCAGAGGAGGUGGAUACCUUCUGGAAGGGAUGCCAAGAGCAAUAUGACCUUGCCGCCAGCCCCAACAGGUUUGCAGUGCGGACCCUGAAGUCCCUGCUCUGCCGAAUGCAGCACGAGGAUGUGGUGGUGGCGAUGGAAGCACCAGCGUGUGGCUGGGACACGCUGCUGUGUGCUGACACCCACCACUAUGCCGUGGCUCUGCUGGCCAGGUGAGACCCCCUUCUCCCCGCUGCCUCUGACAUUUGUGCUCUGUGCCCAGGGUGCCCCACACAGUCCCCAUGGUCGCGGGCCAGAGGGCCUUGUCACCGAGGGACAGCCAAGCAGACUGGAAAAGGCUGGGAGAGGAGGGUGCCCACAAGAAGCCACCUCCCAAAUAGCCC